Messenger RNA from Penicillium cinerascens, 837 nucleotides. RefSeq lists its product as uncharacterized. The coding region runs from base 1 to 837 and encodes 278 amino acids. Lineage: Eukaryota; Fungi; Ascomycota; Eurotiomycetes; Eurotiales; Aspergillaceae. The record is from RefSeq and is a predicted model, not a curated record. The transcript is spliced from 2 exons.
AUGGGCCGUGUGAAUGAGGCUGUUCAGGACAACAUGACCGGAAAAUCAUUACUCGGUCUGGAAUCUGGCAUGGUCAAAAUAGAUGGCAACCCGUGCAGGUUGCAGUCAGUCUCCGAGUAUAAAUUCAUCUACGCCCGGACGCCGCGGGUCGAACUCUCCACGCCAACACACAUCCGAAUGAACAUGCUCGGCUCGGCAUUCCUAGCCCUCGUCGGCGUCAUCGGCGUGCAGGCACAGCCGCUCAGUGUGACUCUCGCACCGGUGAACGACUGCGCUGCGCUGCCGAAGUGGAACAAGGCAACCAAUAUCGCGGGCCCGUGGACAAUCAGAGUGGAUGGGUGUCGCAAUGGCACUUCCCCUCGAGGCGACUGCAGUAUCGAGGGAUUCACAGCCAGCUGCGAUGUUACACGAUCCGCCGACGAGACGGGCAUCGAGAAGGGAUCUAUCGUCAUCUCCAACCGCCCGCAGAACGUCAAGACCCAGCUUCGCUGCAACGGUGCCCUGCAGACGGUGGAGGCACUAGUCCCGUCGGGCGCCGGCGCGCUAGACUGGCAUGCCGUCGCCAUCGAUACAAACCCGAGUACUGGCGAGAUAGAAUGGGGGAUGGGAACCAAGGAUACACAGCCCGUGCAGGUAUAUCGGCAAUACGUGCAUGGAAGCCCGGUGAACGGUCUUUUCCUGGGAUCGAAGGGGCAAACAAACUGGGUUGUGCAUCACUCUGGGUUGGGGCUGAGCAACGUGGAUCGAAUGCCGUUCUGGUUCCUACGACUGCUCAACAAAGACUCGGAGUUAUGGAGCGGUGAGUUUGAGACCUCGAUCCGGAUUGAUGGAAGUUGA